Gongylonema pulchrum is the source of this 1734-nucleotide messenger RNA. The record is from the annotation of a GenBank genome assembly. Lineage: Eukaryota; Metazoa; Nematoda; Chromadorea; Rhabditida; Gongylonematidae.
AUGGCUGAGCUGGAAGUGGCCGAGAGUUACCGGGCGGCACGUCAGGCGGCGGCGCAACGGAAGUACGACCAGUGCGGUGUGUUUCUUCGCAUUGCUAUUUCGCAGGUGGAGCGCCAUCUGAAUCGCCUGGCCAUUAAAAUGGCUUUGAAAUUGAAUUUGGAGCGAGUGAAUGGAGUUGGGGACAUUGUAGCGCAAAUGCGUCAAAUGGCCAGCUCAUCGACGGCCUCAUCGCCAGUUGAUGCGCCACCAAGUGACCCGGAUGUGUGGCCUCUACCGAAGAAAACCGCCCCCACGCCACGUCCCAAAAACGUCACCAGAAAGCAGCAACAGCAGCAGCAGAGCGCAUCGCGUGCGGUGGACACUAAGGCCAAGAAAACAGCCAUCGGCAAGUCGUUCAGUCAGAAUACAAUCGUGCGAAACUCGGGCAAACGAGCGAACUCAAAGCAGCAACAGCAGCAGCAGAGCGCAUCGCGUGCGGUGGACACUAAGGCCAAAAAAACAGCCAUCGGCAAGUCGUCCAGUCAGAAUACAAUCGUGCGAAACUCGGGCAAACGAGCGAACUCGUUGGGACGAAGCUCACUGAAUGAGCCGGCCGAUGCUGCGCUCAAAGAAGAAACUGAUUCCAAUAGCAGCAAAAAUGCCACUGAGAAAGUUUUCGAGGAUAAGGGAUACGAUAAAGAGCUGGUCGAAGUGAUUGAACGAGACAUUAUGCAGAACAGGCCUGAUGUUCACUGGGACAACAUCGCCGGCUUGGAGGAAGCAAAAAAAUUGUUGAAAGAAGCGGUUAUCCUGCCUUCCGUUAUGCCAAAUUUUUUCAAGGGUAUUCGGCGGCCGUGGCGUGGUGUUUGCAUGGUUGGUCCUCCGGGAACGGGCAAAACAUUGCUUGCAAAGGCUGUUGCAACGGAAAGUCAGACAACAUUCUUCUGUGUAUCUUCCGCUACACUCACCUCAAAAUAUCGCGGCGAUUCUGAAAAGCUUGUCCAGCUCCUUUUUAAAAUGGCUCGUUUUCAUGCGCCAUCAACAAUUUUCAUCGAUGAAAUAGAUAGUUUAUGCAGCAGGCGAGGCGGCGAUAGCGAACACGAAGCAUCGAGACGCGUGAAGUCAGAGCUCCUCACUCAAAUGGAUGGUUGCUCGCCGGAUGAGCAGCAAGUGCUUGUUUUGGCUGCUACAAAUUUUCCAUGGGAUUUGGAUGAGGCACUAAGAAGACGCCUUGAAAAACGAAUAUAUAUCCCAUUACCGGAUAAAACCAAUAGACUACAACUGCUGAAGCUGGCCUUAGCUGAAGUUACCGUGGCAGAAGAUGUCAAUUUAGAAGAGGCACGUUUUGCUUUAAUCGUCAAAAAAGCAUCAAAUAAGUCUAAACUGCUAAUUGAUGAAACCGCAGGAAUCACUCGUUUGAUAAUCGUCCAGGAUUUAGACAUUGAUGAGGAUUAUUUUGAGACCAAUGGCGUGGCGGUACAGUGGACUAGUGCCAGUUCUCGAGUCGCUGAUCGGUUAGCUGGCUACUCGGGCGCCGAUGUUACAAAUGUCUGUCGUGAAGCAGCAAUGAUGAGCAUGCGUGCACGCAUUGCAAAUCUAACAGCCGAAGAGAUCAAGGCUUUGGCGCAGGAGGAAGUCGAUUUACCGAUCACCUCGGACGAUUUCUCUCACGCCAUACAAAAUACAUCACCAUCGGUGUCGUAUGCUGAUGUGCAGAAAUAUGAGAAGUGGAUACACGAUUUUGGCGCCGCAUAG